UGUUCGAUGGUUACUAUGUAAGCGACGGGUUUAGUAUGAAAAGAUAUCGGGAUAAAACAUUCAGCCAGCUUUGGCGUGUUGGUCAAAGAUCUCCUCCUGCUGUCUCUGUGAAAGGUUGAGUUGAAAGUUGCUCCGCUGAACGAACCCCCACAUCUACUGGAGGACACCUGGCCAGGAUAUUAUUUGUAUGUGUGCGAGUGCAGUGCUGCGAUAACACAAAGUCAAUCCUUAUCAGAAAAUACUCGCAAAAGGAUACCGCUGAUCGGUCAAUCGAUUUGAGUUCACCUCUAUCGAGAGCACAAGAGACAAUUAAUUCGAUGGGCACGCGGUUGCGAGUGUGAAGCAGCUGAACAUGGACUGGUAUUUGGGCUUCUCUACGAAGAGCGAAGAUGGAGGAGGACGUGAACUCACGCUACACAGCAAGUCUGGAACAAAUGGCGGAACUCUAGAGGGAAUCCGCUUGCGCUACUUUGAUGAUGAGGAAGAAUCCGACGAAGCGAACGACGACAAGUAUGAUGCUCUGAACGAUGAAACAUUCGGUGCGGCAGAUAAGGGUGACUGGGAAUGCUUUCACGAGCAACUGGUCCGCCUCGAGCUUGACGGCCAGAAGAGAAAGGGCCCCGCUACUGGCAUCAAUGUGGAUGGGGAGAGCCAAAGCAGUGCCACGGAUACGUUGUUCGAUGACUACGAUCUGGAUCUGGAGCUGCGUAGUUUCGAUUGUUACGAAACGAACGAUGAGGCAAGCAGUCGCAGCAGUCCUGGUGUUGCCGGCAGUGGUGAUGAGUUGGUGAGCAAGCUUCGGUUGGAUCCUAAGAUUUGGGACAGUACCAUCAAACAAAGUACCCCAAAACCAUCGAGCCAGCUCUCUUCGUAUCAGCCUAGUGGCCCAUCCGGCAGUCAGAACGCGCGUCCUUUGCAAGACAUCCCCUCUCCACUGGUUACUAUGCUCUCCGUUCAGGAUAUCGAGAGGAACGUCAUCCAGCAGCAGCAACAGCAGAAGCAGUUGGUACAGCAGCAGCACCUGUUAUUGCAACAGCAGCAGCUUAUCGCACAUCAACAGCAGCAGAUUCUACAUCAAAGCCAUCUGCAGGCAUCACCACAUUUUUCGAAACCAAAUGCCUUUCCGCCGGCAAUGCCAAAGCAGCAAUAUAGAACGAAUCCGCCCCAAGCUGGCAUUCCUGGUAUGAUGCUGCCAUCAAUGUCCCCGCAUGGAAUGCGCACACCAUUAGUAUCGGCACAGCUACAGGCAACAAACCUAAAUCUAUUAUACCGUGGCUGUGCACCCGGUCCAAGCUUUUUGCCACCACGUGGCCUUGAGGGCCUUCCUGUUAGAUACAUGCCAUAUAACAUGCUGGCUACGCCGAUCUCUACGCCAAUGAACAACUUCACGGUGCAUCCAGCCUUCGGUCAUCCAUAUGCAUACCCAACGGUUUGCAGCCCGUACAGGCCACAGAUUCCUGUAGUGCCGAUUCGGCAUCCGGCUUCUCCGUUCCUUUGGUCACCAAACACCUACAACGCCAGAGUUCAGGCACUUGCCGCCAGUAGUGCGUUGCGAAAUAAUCAAUAUAAUCAGUGUCUCAUGCAGGAGAUUCAACAGAACCAUCCACUGCUUGCACAUAACCGGCAGGUGACUGUUGCCGGUCAAAAUCAAUCGCUGCAGCAGAGUCCGCUUUUUCAUGCAUAUCAAAGCAAGCAGCAAGCAGCGUUGCAACAGCAACAAGAAGCGCUCCAGCAACAGCAACGGCCAAAGGACAUUGGUGACGGAUUGCAAGCAGGGGAUUAUGAUGAAUACGCUAACAUAAUGAGCAAUAGAGAGAAGCUGUGGCUGGUUGGCUUACAAUGGGCUCAGCUAAACCUCGAAAUACCGUACUAUAGCGAUUACUAUUUCACGAUGCACAGGCACCGAUUGGCGGCAUUGAAAAGCAACCGGACUGCUUUGACGCAGUGCAAUACCGACACACUGUCGAAAUUGGCGAAGAGCUUAGGCCCAAUGGGUAUGGUUCUAAAUCCAUUCUGUUUGAUAAGCGCCAAUUACUGUCGCAAUGGUUUGGAGGGAAAGCAGGUGGCAACUGAAUCUGGGGACACCAACACACCGUUACGGUGUGAAAAUUCCCUUGGCAAGGUGUGUGCCGGUAGUUUCACAACGCCCCGGAAGCUUAUCGAGAUGAGUACGGACGGUGAAAGCGAUCAAUCGGCUGGGGCCAAUACAGCAAAAGCAACUGCAGAAUUUUCAUUGAUACAGCGCAAGGUUCGCAACGUACUUUUACUGAUAGAAAAUCUCUACACGCUGGUGCUAAAGAUGGAAGAUUUGGGCAAUCCCCUUGCCGUCGAAGCAGCGCGAUUGUUGCACGAGAAAAGGGUACGCGAUGGAGAACUUAUCGAUGCGAUUCCGCAUGUUGAUGAACACGCAUUCAGUGGGCUAGCAGACGCGCUAGUGUCCAGCGUUUCACAGGAUGCAAUAUCGGCCAUAUUGGGAGUACGGAAAGGAAAAACCUUGCUACGACGUGUGCUAACGCUGCUGCGGAAUCAUUCAUUCCGUUGGACACUGUGGAUGAUGAUCUUCAAGGCUGUACCAUUCCUUCGACGAAGCGAUCGUGUUGAUGCCGGUGGUUUUCUCGUUGGGUUGUUCGACGAAUUUGAGUGUCAGCUUCGGGACAGCAAGAUGCUCAAUCUGCUACGCAUAUCGGAAAGCAUCGACAACGAUUGCGUGCUUCGAUCGAUCCGCGACUGCAAUUUCGUUAUGUCGUCCAUCGUCUGCAUCAUCUUUCAGGUGGAGCUUAUCUAUGGGCGCAAUCCGCACAACAUCCAAUUCAGCGACCAGGAGCAAUGGGUGGCAUUUCUCGAGCAUGUGCUGAAGGCCAUCACCGAUGCUGUGCCGCUCGAAUGCAGCAUAAGGAUGCGACCCGACAGCAAUAUCGUGCACACCCUACGUGUGCAUUUCGAACGGUUUGGUUCUCGUAUUGAUGGAUCCGAUCUACUGGACUUCAUAAGUUCCACAGCGAAUGAAAAUAAUGGAAAUGCUAGUGGUCGAAAUUAGCAGAAUAAGAUAUUAGGCACUCGAUAGCCAUGCUUUGAAUUCUUGCUCAAUGUCUGUUUACAUUGAAAUGAUGAUUAGUGUCUUAUGUAGGUUAUUAAAAAGGAAAACAACCGGUGAAAUAACAUUUCGUAGCAAAAUGUUAAAAUGUUUUGAACUUAAACUCUGCUAGUAAACUCUGUGCCUUGGCUUUAGAAGUAAAUGAUCUGUCAUUUGCCUACUUAUUAAUCCUAUUAUUGCAAUGAUUUAUCAUUGUAUUGUGUGUGUGCAGGAAUCUCUAUGUUGGCUUGAGUUAGCCAAAACCCACUAAAACAAAAACAAAACCACCUAAAAACCCAAAGGUUUAAAUGUAAAUAAGCUAUUUGCGAUCGUUCGCAGAUGUGAUAUGAUGUGAUUUAGUUGGAGAUCCGGAGCAACCGAAGGUUGAUGAAUUUAAAUUAACGGAAAGGUAAUGUUACAUUCUCAGCACGCAAUCAAAUCAAUAUCAAGAUGUCCCUUGAGUUGGUUAAAAGGGGUGAAUGAAACUACUAUGGACUGAAAUCGGGGGCGAUAGGGAGAUUUAAUUGAAAGUUUCAUAGAUUGGCGCUUUCGAAUUAGUAAACAACAGGUAUAGGUGUUUUUCUUCGGAUUAAAAU
Anopheles aquasalis is the source of this 3669-nucleotide messenger RNA. RefSeq names its product protein PAT1 homolog 1-like. The record is from RefSeq and is a predicted model, not a curated record. Gene Ontology annotation, biological process: deadenylation-dependent decapping of nuclear-transcribed mRNA; P-body assembly. Gene Ontology annotation, molecular function: RNA binding. Lineage: Eukaryota; Metazoa; Arthropoda; Insecta; Diptera; Culicidae. Gene Ontology annotation, cellular component: P-body.